GCACGAACUUUCAUAUUCACAGCUCCAAUUUGACAAAAGUGUCUUUAAUUCAAGUCCAUCCUUUUGACAAGCCUUUGCAGCUUUGAUUGAACUGUGAAUCUUGCAUUGAAGCGACUGGAAUCACAUUGCGCUUCCCCUUUGACCUGGUAUCUUUCAUCACGGUACCUGCCUGCCUGGAUUGCCCCGCCACAACCCAAGUGGCUGUGCGCGACUUACGUUUCUCGUUUCAAAGGACGUCAAAUUCAUCAACCUCGUGAUCAGUUGCACGUCCUCACGAUUAACGAGUCGAUGUAUCUUAUGUUGCCGCUACGCAAAUAAUCUACGAUAAUCCACCCCGGCCUGGGUAACGGCCAACACCGGACAAGAUGUUGGAAAGUUUGGUAGCCAACCUUCUCAACCGCUUUCUGGGUAUGUACGUCAAGAAUUUCGACCCAAAGCAACUCAAUGUCGGUAUCUGGUCCGGAGACGUCAAGCUGCGAAACCUUGAACUCAAGCGUGAGGCGCUCGAUCAGCUCCAUCUGCCGAUCAAUGUGGUGGAGGGUCGACUGGGCGAGCUGACACUGUCGAUACCCUGGUCAAAUCUCCGAGGCAAGCCUGUACGAGUCAACAUUGAAGACGUCUUUCUUCUUGCUGCGCCCAAGGAGGAGGAUGACUACGAUGCCGAGGAGGAGGAGAAACGCAACGUAGCUGUCAAGCUCGAAAAGCUCGAGGGCGCCGAGUUGUUGAAGGAACGGAACACGGAGGCCAUGAGCCCUGAGGAGGCACAGAAGAACCAAAGCUUCACGCAGAGUGUGGUAACCGCGAUUGUGGACAACCUCCAGGUCAGCAUCAAAAACAUCCACGUUCGAUAUGAGGAUUCUAUAGCUACUCCUGGCCAUCCCUUCGCGGUGGGACUCACACUUAAAGAAAUGAGCGCUGUGAGUACAGACUCUGACUGGCGUCCAACAUUCAUACAAUCCACAUCGGGAACGACCCACAAGCUUGCAGUCCUCAAUUCUCUGGCUCUGUACUGGAACAGCGAUGCCGAUUUGUUCGGGACUGGAAAAGGUGGCGACGUUGGUGCAGACGCGCAAGAGAUUGACAAAGACGAAAUGAUACGGCGUUUCAGGGAUGGCAUCGAGAAUACUGGUAACUCCCAAUACCUUCUUAAACCAGUCAGCGGACGAGCCGGAAUUGAAAUCGAUAAAACUGGUAAGACGGACAAGCCGAAGAUGAAAGCACGGCUACUGUUCCAAGAGCUUGGAUUUAUCCUCGACGAAGACCAAUACCGCGAUGCCUUGAUGCUUGUCGAUCUCAUGCAUUAUUUCAUUCGCCAUCACCAGUACACAAAAGAUCAGCCGAAGAAGAGUCCCAAAGAAGAUCCGAGAGCCUGGGUCAAAUUUGCGGGAAACGCCGUUCUUGACAAGAUUAAAGACCGCAACCGCAAAUGGACAUGGGAUUACUUCAAAGAGCGAAGAGACACACGCUUGCGCUAUAUUGAACUCUUCAAGAAGAAGAAGAAAGAGCAGAAAAUGACCGAGCCGGAAACUAAAGAAUUGAACGACCUGGAAUUCAAGCUGAGUUAUGAAGAUUUGCGUUUUUGGCGGUCGCUAGCCCGUAGUCAGCUACGCAAGGAAAACGUUGGAGUCAAGAAGCCUGCGAAAAAGCAGACUUGGGGCCAAUGGGCGUGGGGCUCCAAACCAUCAGCUGCGCCUGCCGACGGCGACGAAUCCGGCAUGACGGAGGAACAGCGCAAGGAACUCUAUAAAGCAAUAGACUGGGAUGAGAAGAAGGCAAUCGCGGAAAGCGUCGAUUUACCCCGGGAAACAAUCAAGUUGCAAGUCGAGUCGAGCCUGAAGACCGGCAGUUUCACGUUGAAGCGAGAUCCUCAUGGCAAAGCAAACGAGAUUCUCAAGCUGGUCUUUGACGAUUUCCGAGUCAAAGCGCUGCAACGUCCGGACUCGCUGUUGGCUGACCUAGCGCUGGGCGGAUUCCGUGUCUACGAUGGCACCACGGAGGGAAGUCUCUUCCCACAGAUCGUCAAAGUCAAGGGCGCGGAAGAGCAAUCUAAGGACGAUGCAAAAGGGGAUGACGGAGCAGAUAGCCUCGAGGACAACACUGAUGCGACUGAAGAAGCCUCCGAGAAACAAGAUGCCGAAAACACCCUGUUCCACUUGGUUUUCGAGAAUAACCCUCUUGACGAAAGCGCUGACACCAAAGUCAUGCUGAAGUUGAAGAGUCUCGAAUUCAUUCACAACCCGAAAUUUGUCGUGGAGAUAGCGAAGUUCUUCAAGCCUCCGGAACGGCAAAUGGAGUCGAUUGGUGCUUUACUAGAGUCCGCCGGGGCAACUGUCGAGGAACUUCGACAGCAGACUCGAGCCGGCCUUGAAUUUGCCUUGGCAGAACACAAGACCAUCAACGCGAACGUGGAUAUCCAAGCUCCAAUCUUCAUCAUCCCUGAAAGCAUCACGGAAGAGAGCACACUCUGCAUGAUUCUUGAUGCUGGUCACGUAAGCCUCAACAGCGAGCUCGUUGACAAGGAAACCAUGCAAGACAUACAUUCCAAGGAGAAACAAAAAUACACCGAGGAGGACUUUAAACAGCUCGAGGGUCUGAUGUACGAUAAAUUCCACCUCAAGCUCGACUCCACGCAGGUGUUGAUCGGACCCGGUAUUGAAGCUACUAGGGCGCAACUUGAACGUCAGGACGAUUCUCAGAACAUGCACAUUAUCGACCGGAUAAACAUGGCUUUCCUCAUCGAAAGCUCCAUCGUUCCAAAAGCAACCGAUAUCACGAAGAUGCGUAUCUCUGGCACUCUGCCAGUUCUUCACGCUUCUAUAUCGGACAAGAAAUACAAGAAUCUCAUGAGACUGUUAGAGGUCGCCAUCCCGAAGUUCGAAGAUUCAGGAGAAAAGCCUCAUGAAACAGCACCGAAAGCCAUCGAGGCCCCCACCCAGGCAGAGGAUCCUCGAGCCAAGAGGAAAUCUGUGCAACUUCUCGAAGCGAAGGAUCUGCCGGUCAUUGAUGCCGAGUCAGAUAACGAAGAUGCACCAUCCAAAGAGGUUUCUAAACCUAAGAAACCGGAUACUCCUGAUACUCCUGCCAAUAUCCAUCAGCGUAAUUUUGAGCUCAACUUCACAGUUGAAAAGCUACAGGCGUCUCUCUACAAAGCUGAUCCGGAGGGCAAGAAGCCAGAUCAGCUUUUGGUGGAGCUCGUCGUGGAACACUUCUUCUUCGAUUUCUACCUGCGACCGUACGAUAUGGUUGCCGAGGUUCAGUUGCGCUCUUUGACCGUUGAUGACCACAUCGAAGAAGAACCGUUGCCGGAGUUCAAGCAGAUCAUCUCGUCGAAAGGCUUCCAGGCCGAGGAAGGCAAGGACUUGCUCAAUGUCAAAUUCGUGAAAGUCAAUCCAGAAUCGCCGGAGUUCAAAUCUACUUAUGAGGAGAUCGCUACAAAUCUCGACGUGUCUAUGUCAACAAUCAAUGUCAUUGUAACAAGAAGGACGCUUCUGACAUUGCUCGAUUUCGUGCUUACAACCUUUGCCGCACCCCCGGGUCAGGACCAAGCUCAAAUUGAUGACAAAGAACACACCGACGUGGCCGAAGAGGAAUCUGCGCCUCAGCCGGAACAAAAACAGCAAGACAAGAUCAGGAUCAAGGCUACCUUGACCAGUAUAGCCCUUAUCUUGAACAAUGAUGGGGUCCGCCUUGCCACAUUAUCGCUAAAUUCUGGUGACGUUGGCGUGUUCCUCGAUGCUGGCACCAUGCAAAUCAAAGCAAGGCUGGGCAGUCUAUCCUUGGUUGAUGAUGUCAAUCAGGGAGCGCCCGAGGACUCACCCCUGCGCCGCCUGAUUGCAAUUGAGGGGGAUAACCUUGCAGACUUCAAGUACCAGACCUUCGAUUCGUCUCGAGAGGACUAUCCUGGGUAUGAUUCCGGCAUUUACUUGCGCUCCGGUUCAAUCAAGAUCAAUUUCUUGGAAGAGCCCCUGCGAAAGAUCAUGGAGUUCGGCGUCAAGUUCGGCAAAAUGCAAGCAAUCUUCAAUGCUGCGAGACAAGCAGCAGCAGAACAGGCUACUCAGGUACAGCAGAGCGCACAGAAGAUGCAUUUCGACAUUCUGGUGUCCACGCCCAUCGUGGUCUUCCCAAGGGCCAUGGUGGAUGAAAGGCCUCGCGACUUGCUGACUGCUUAUCUUGGUGAGAUAUAUGCCAACAAUAAAUUCGUUGGAGUCCAAGGACAGGAGGGUGGACCCCUUGUGAACAAGUUGUCAGCCGGCGUAAGACACAUCCGCUUGACAACUGAAUUCCACUAUGAUGAUGGACAGUCCCAGGAAUUGGAGAUGAUCGACGCUGUCGAUCUGGAAUUCAAAAUCAGAUAUCUCGAACAUCAAGCCGGCCUGGAAAGACCAGAUCUAGAAAUUGACGGCUCGAUGUCUCCCAUCAACCUCCGGGUAUCUCAGACCCAGUUCAAACUCCUGAUGGAGCUUUCCAAGACCAUCCCGGCAGCUUUCGCGACCGAAGAUGAGUCCGAGGAGGAAAUUGCUGAAGAGCUACCAGCUUCCACCGCCGAACCUGCCAAAGCCAUCCAGCAGGAAGAAACCUCGGAUUCCACCGAGCUUACUCAUCAAGGUCCAGAACUCGGAUCCAGUGACGAGACUUGGACGAAGCUGAAUCUCGUAUUCAAAGCCCCAAUGCUCAGUCUUGAGCUCAUGCUAGCAGAGGAGGAUGAGCCGCUAGAAAAUUUCGAGGCAGCCAGCAUUUCCAAGUUCUCGCUGAACGAGACGCAUGUCAAACUGCGUAUGGUCAGUGAUGGUGCUAUGGAGGCCGAGCUACUCAUUCACUCAUUCACAAUCCGCGAUAGCAGAAAGAAAGAGACCAACAAAUUCCGGAAGAUAAUGUCCUUGAUCAACACCGACGUACAACAACAAUUCAUGGCCAGCGUAUCAAUAUCGGGUGGCCAAGACAAGCACAUGAUUGUCAUGUUUACGAUCGACAGCCCUCGCAUUAUCGUUGCUCUGGACUAUGUUUUCGCUCUCCAGGCUUUCGCCAAUUCAGCGUUCCAAUCCGAUGAUCCUCCCCCAAUUGCAGAAGUGGAAGACUUGACUGAGGAUGGCAGCGAUAGUCCAGCAGAGGAAAAUGAUCAGAGACAGCUUACAACAACUGAUGACGAAUCGAACUCUGCUGGCUCAAUGAGCAUGUCAUUCAGAAUCAAUGUGGUGGACGCUCAGAUCAUCUUGAUCGCCAAUCCCACCAUCUCCAACAGCGAAGCCAUUGUUCUUGGUACGAAGGAAGUCCUUGUCAGCAAACAAAAUGCAACAACAUUGCAAGUCUCAAAGGUCGGCAUGUUUCUAUGUCGUAUGGACAAGUUUGAAACCAGCCGUCUGAGAAUCCUUGAUGAUUUCAGCAUUCACAUGUCCAUGGAGAACCGAAGUCAAGGCAAAGAUUCUUCCAUGACCUCCAUCAGCAUUGAAGUCGAGCCGCUUGUGCUUCGACUCUCCCUACGCGACAUUCUCCUCGCCAUGCAAAUUGUGAGCAAGGCGUCUUCUACACUUCCGGAGCCCAAGGCGCACCAAGACACAGAACCGAAGAAACUGAAGGAGGUGAAGCAGUCCACCAAAGCUCCAUCCAUCAAACGCAAAUCAAUUGCAGGGAAGACAAUGACGACAGCGCACAAGAGUACCCGGUCGAAGUCUGUGUCGAAACCUGACGGAGCACAGCAGGCGGCCAAAAAGUCCGUGGUCAUGAGCAGAGAAGAGAUGAUUGCCUCGGUCGAUGGUAUAAGGGUCAUCCUCAUCGGUGAUCUGCACGAACUUCCGUUGUUGGAUUGGAGUGUCAAGAAGUUCCAAGUUGAUGUUCAGAAUUGGUCGAAUGCAAGGACAGGAGACGCCAAAUUUGACACUUUCAUCAAUGUGUACAAUUUCUCGAAAUCAGCAUGGGAGCCUUUGAUCGAACCAUGGAAGUUUGGUUUUCACAUGUCCAAGGAACUACACCCUGAAGUAAUGUCAAUGGAGCUGUAUUCGCACAAAAACAUGGAGCUUACAGUAACCUCGGCGACGAUAGCUCUGGCUUCAAAGUCAUUCAAUUUCUUGUCGACUGAUGAAGACAUCCUCUCGAAACCAAGAGUGGCGGAUUCACCAUAUCGAAUCCGCAACUACACAGGUUUCGAUCUCAGUGUUUGGGCGGAUGAGAAGAGCGACAGUGCAUCUGCAGCCAAGUUGAGCGAUGGAGAAGAAUAUGCCUGGCGCUUCGAGGACGCUACGUCGAUGCGUGAAAGCCUCACCCCAGAAGGCAAUGCCGGUCUUGUUGGGGUCAAGCUGGAGGGAAGUGGAUUUGAUAGUGUCACUCGCAUACCUGUCAUACGUGAAGGAGAAACGUUAUACAACCUCAAACCACGCAAAGACAGCAUCCAGCACCGCAUGCUGGUCGAGAUCCGACUGGGAUCUGACAAUGUCAAGUACAUCACCUUCCGGUCCCCACUGCUGGUCGAGAACAAAACUCAAAUACCGAUUGAGGUCGGUGUGUACAGUCCAGAGGAGGGCAAUCUUCUCAAAAUUGAGAAAGUGGCUCCUGGUGAUGCCAAACCGGCACCUGUUGGAGCGGCUUUCGUCCACUCCCUGGUGGUCAGACCGGACCAAGGAUUCGGCUACGGAUGGUCCAAUGAGCGUUUGUUCUGGAAAGACCUUCUGAAGAGGUCUACAAGAACGCUUACUUGUCAGACUGAAGGACGCGAUGAAUCACCUCCAUUUUUCUUCCAGAUGCAUGCCUCUUAUGAUCGGCAGGAUCCCAUGACGAAAGUUUAUCCGUAUAUGCGGAUACAAAUAUCGGCCCCUGUGGAAGUUCAAAAUCUCCUUCCUUACGACUUCAAGUACCGCAUUUACGACAAGAACACGAAGAAGGACUGGACCAACUUCCUGCGAAAAGGAGGAGUCAGCCCUGUUCAUGUGGUUGAAUUGUCUCACCUGCUCCUUCUCAGCGUGGAAAUUGAGGAUACUCCCUUCAAGCAGAGUGACUUCGCCAUAAUCAACAGCAACACGCAGGAAGAAUUCCGCCGUGAGAAGGCUUUGGUAAUGAAGGAUGAGAACGGAGCACAACUCCGGCUCAAACUUCAUUACACUAACAUUAAAGAAAGCGGAGGUGCAUUCAAAGUUUCAAUCUACAGUCCCUAUGUCUUACUGAAUAAGACUGGACUUGACAUGAGCGUUCAAAGUAAAGCAUUUUUUGGACAAUCGAAGACGGCGGCAGCGCAAGGCGCACGUACCAGUUCGGGUCACGGAAAAGCCCUCCCUAUGCUCUACUCUUACGGAACCGAUGACCGCAAGAAUCGGUCUCUUCUGAAGAUUGGAGACUCCAGCUGGAGCAAGCCGCAGAGUUUCGAUGCUAUCGGCAGCGCUUAUGAAGUUGUGCUGCCAUCUGCCAAGGGCCAAUCCGAACUUCACGUAGGUGUGUCUGUUACGGAGGGAGAAGGCAAGUACAGCUUGAGCAAGGUUGUCACGAUCGCCCCUCGUUUCAUGCUCAAGAACAAGAUAGGUGAGGAUAUUGAACUGCGCGAGCCUGGCUCAUCGGAUGUCAUCAAGAUGGACAACAACGCACUCGUCCCACUAUACUUCGUGCGACAGACCCCAGAGAAACAGCUUUGCCUCUGCUUCCCCGGUGUCAACAACCAGUGGUCAUCUCCAUUCGACCUGGCCAAUGUUGGCAUGACCCAUAUCAAGUUAGCCAAACACGGUCAGAGACAGAAGCUCAUCCGGGUUGAGAUCAUCCUGGAAGACGCAACACUGUUCUUACACUUCAGCGUUGAGACGAAGCACUGGCCAUUUUCGAUGCGGAACGAGAGCGACACCGAGUUCUUGUUCUUCCAGGCCAAUCCAAAUGUCGCAGAAGAUGACGAGGAAGACCGUGGUAGCGGCUGGAAGCCUAUUCGGUAUAAGUUACCACCCAGAAGCAUCAUGCCUUAUGCCUGGGAUUAUCCAGCCUCGAAGAACAAAGAACUCGUCCUUACUGCAAAAGGCCGCGAAAGAUAUGUCAAGUUGAUGGAAAUAGGCAACUUGAUACCAAUCAAGUUACCUCCGGACCAGCCUGGUGGAAACAUGAAGGUGAUCGACGUCAACAUUGUGGCAGAGGGACCAACGCAGACCCUAGUGCUCUCCAACUACAAGCCAUCAAAGUCGCUCUAUCGUCAGAAGACAAAUGCGACCACAGGAUCACAGACAAGCCUAAGCCAAGGGUUUGAGGUCAAGCAAAUCGAGUCAGAAAUCAACUUCAAGGCCGAACUUCGCCUCGCCGGUAUUGGUAUCUCUUUGGUGAACACCAAACUGAGAGAGCUUGUGUAUCUCACUUUCCGAGAGAUCGAGUUCAAGUAUGGUGACUCGAAACUAUAUCAGACACUAAACGCUACGGUCAAGUGGAUUCAAAUCGACAAUCAGCUCUACGGCGGCAUCUUCCCGAUCCUGCUCUAUCCAAGCGUGGUGCCAAAGACUGGAAAGGAAAUGGAAACUCAUCCUAUCUUCCACACUAUGGUGACUCGGGUCAAGGAUGACUCAUACGGCGUGCUAUACAUCAAAUACGCGACUCUUCUCCUUCAGCAGAUCACGGUCGAGCUCGAUGAAGACUUCAUUUUUGCCAUGCUUGAUUUCGUGAAAGUCCCUGGUGCAUCCUGGGCCGAGGAGAAGGAAGGAAAGCUUUGCGACGAGGAUCUCGACAUCCCGGAACCAACAAGAGAACAGCAAGGCCAAGAAGUCUACUUCGAGCUUCUUCACCUACAGCCGAUCCAAUUGGACCUUUCCUUUGUCAGAACCGAGCACGUCAAUGCCGAAGACAACUUUGUCAACAGUCCACUGAUGUUCUUCGUGAACGUUAUGACUAUGUCCAUCGGCAACGUCAACGAUGCCCCCAUCAAGCUCAACGCACUCAUGCUCGAAAAUGCAAGGGUGUCUGUUCCAGCGUUGAUGGCCAACAUUCAGAACCACUACACGCAAGAGGUCUUGCGCCAGAUACACAUCAUUCUAGGAUCGGCAGACUUCUUGGGCAAUCCAGUUGGCCUGUUCAACAGCGUCAGUUCCGGCGUGGCAGACAUCUUCUACGAGCCGUACCAGGGUCUUGUGAUGACCGAUCGACCUCAAGAGUUAGGUAUUGGCAUCGCCAAGGGUGCGAGCAGUUUCGUCAAGAAAUCUGUUUUCGGAUUCAGUGACAGUAUGGCGAAAUUUACGGGCUCUGUGUCCAAGGGUCUCGCCGCGGCGACCAUGGACAAGGAGUUCCAGGAUCAGCGACGAAUGUCAAGAAAUCGGAACCGGCCGAAACAUGCGUUGUAUGGUGUUACCUCCGGUGGAAAUGCCUUUGCGGCAAGCAUGGCAAGUGGUAUUGGAGGCUUGGCGCGUCAUCCACUUGAAGGUGCCGAGAAGGAAGGAGCUUUGGGUUUCGUCAAAGGUGUUGGCAAGGGUUUCUUGGGUCUGGCCACCAAGCCUGCAAUCGGUGCUUUUGAUCUGGCGUCCAACGUGGCCGAAGGCGUUCGCAACACCACGACGGUGUUCGACCAGGAAGGUUUGGAUCGUGUCCGCUUGACACGGUUCAUUGGUAUGGAUGGUAUUGUGAGACCUUAUGCCCAGCGUGAAGCCCUCGGCCAAUUCUGGCUCAAGACCUGUGACGACGGCAAGUACUUCAACGAGGAUUACAUUGCGCAUCUGGAGCUGGAGGGACGCGAUAUGAUGGUCAUGAUCACAUACGACCGCAUUCUGAUGAUUCGGACUAAGAAGCUGAGGAUGGAAUGGGAGGUCAGGUUGACAGAUGUACAGACCAUCAGUAAGGAGAGAACUGGUAUGAGUAUUGGUUUGAAGGGUGGUGCGAAUGGACCGUUCAUCCCAGUGACGGAUGAAGGCAGUAGGAACUGGCUGUACAAGCAGAUUGCCAUCGCUGUGAAUGCUUUCAACGACAAGUACAACGCCAAAGGAUGAAUGAGACAAUGAUGACACUGGAA
Messenger RNA from Exophiala viscosa, 9946 nucleotides. RefSeq lists its product as uncharacterized. NCBI's taxonomy places the organism in Eukaryota, Fungi, Ascomycota, Eurotiomycetes, Chaetothyriales, Herpotrichiellaceae. The transcript has 2 exons. The record is from RefSeq and is a predicted model, not a curated record. Bases 366 to 9923 code for a protein of 3185 amino acids. Gene Ontology annotation, cellular component: extrinsic component of membrane. Gene Ontology annotation, biological process: mitochondrion organization; protein targeting to vacuole; late endosome to vacuole transport.